Molecule: messenger RNA, 1829 nt
Organism: Hippocampus comes (tiger tail seahorse)
Lineage: Eukaryota; Metazoa; Chordata; Actinopteri; Syngnathiformes; Syngnathidae
Gene: psmd12
Product: proteasome 26S subunit, non-ATPase 12
Exons: 11
Coding region: 99-1469 (456 amino acids)
Cellular component (GO): proteasome regulatory particle, lid subcomplex; cytoplasm
Source: RefSeq, a predicted model, not a curated record
UCAAUUUCCAGUUGCGUUCAAUUGACAGGCGAAAUACUUGUAGUAGCCUGGCGAACAGAACACGCAUUGUACGUUAUCUUUGACGAGACGUCGCAAACAUGGCAGAGGAACGAUCGGAAAGAUCCGAUGGAAAGAUUGUAAAGAUGGAGAUCGACUACAGCUCAACUGUGGAUCAACGUCUCCCUGAAUGCGAGAAAAUGGCUAAAGAAGGCAAGCUGCAAGAAGCAGUUGAAAGCUUGUUGUCAUUAGAGAAGCAAACUAGAACGGCGUCUGACAUGGUGUCCACGUCGAGAAUCCUUGUGGCUGUGGUCCAGAUGUGUUAUGCAGCUAAAGACUGGGAUGCCCUAAAUGAAAACAUUAUGCUCCUUUCCAAAAGGAGGAGUCAGCUGAAGCAGGCUGUUGCAAAAAUGGUCCAAGAAUGUUACAAGUAUGUCGAUUCUGUGACGGAUUUGACCAUCAAGUUGCGGCUAAUUGACACACUUCGCACAGUGACUGCUGGAAAGAUCUAUGUAGAGAUUGAGCGUGCCAGGCUCACAAAGACCUUGGCUAAUAUCAAGGAACAAAGUGGAGACGUGAAAGAGGCGGCAUCCAUUCUUCAGGAGCUGCAGGUUGAAACGUAUGGCUCGAUGGAGAAAAAAGAAAAGGUGGAGUUCAUCUUGGAACAGAUGAGGCUUUGUGUUGCUGUCAAGGAUUACAUUCGCACACAGAUCAUUAGCAAGAAGAUCAACACCAAAUUCUUCCAAGAGGAGGGCAGUGAGGAACUGAAGCUGAAGUACUACAACCUAAUGAUUCAGGUGGACCAGCAUGAAGGGUCCUAUUUGUCUAUCUGCAAACACUAUCGGGCCAUUUAUGAUACCCCGUGCAUCUUGGAAGACAGCAGCAAGUGGCAGCAGGCCCUGAAGAGUGUCGUGCUGUAUGUGAUUCUCGCCCCAUAUGACAAUGAACAGUCUGACCUCGUACACAGAAUCAGUGCAGAUAAGAAAUUGGAAGAGAUUCCCAAGUACAAGGAGCUUCUAAAGCAAUUCACCACUAUGGAGCUCAUGCGCUGGGCUGCCCUUGUGGAGGAUUAUGGGAAGGAGCUACGAGAGGGCUCACCCGGGAGCCCCGCCACAGAUGUCUUUUUGUAUUCUGAGGACGGGGAGAAACGGUGGAAGGAUUUGAAGAACAGAGUGGUGGAGCAUAACAUAAGAAUAAUGGCCAAAUAUUACACCAGAAUCACAAUGAAGAGGAUGGCUGGGCUCCUUGACCUCUCCAUCGACGAAUCUGAGGAGUUUCUCUCCAGCCUCGUUGUGAACAAGACCAUCUACGCCAAAGUGGACCGCCUGGCCGGAAUCAUCAACUUCCAGAGGCCCAAAGAUCCCAACGACCUCCUCAAUGACUGGUCACAAAAACUCAACUCCCUCAUGUCGCUGGUCAACAAGACAACACAUCUCAUUGCGAAGGAGGAAAUGAUCCACAACCUGCAGUGAAACAUUGUAGUUUUUGUUGUGGUUUUAAUUUGUUGUGUUUUCCCUCCUUCUGCUCAAUUGUAUUUGAAUAUACAGUAUGUUGGUCAACAAAAGAUCUGCAGUACAAACACAGCUGUGUAGAGUUUUGUCCAUUAAAAACAGAUGGACCGUUGUGUUCCUGUCACGCUUUCUUGCUAACCAGUAACUUCAUCUUGAAUUGUUAGAGACUUGACCAUUUAUUUACUUGUUGACAAAAAAUACAACCUAAGAAAAAUAAACUCACAUUUGUGUAACAAAUGAGUGAUAUCGUAUUUAAUGACAAUCAUUACAAUACUAACAAGCAAGCUACUAACUACAUAAUAAAUGGAACUUUCAUGAAUA